UCUUCGUUGCAGUGCGCGGGCUUCUCAUUGCAGUGGCUUCUCGUUGCGGAGCACAGGCUCUAGAUGCAUGGGCUUCAGUAGUUGUGGCACGUGGGCUCAGUAGUUGUGGCUCGCGAGCUCUAGAGCGCAGGCUCAGCAGUUGUGGUGCACGGGCUUAGUUGCUCCACGGCAUGUGAGAUCCUCCCGGGCCAGGGCUCAAACCCAUGUCUCCUGCGCCGGCAGGUGGAUUCUUAACCACUGCGCCACCAGGGAAGCCCCAAGCUCCUCACUUUAAAGAUGAAGUAAAUGAGCCCCAAGAAUUGUGAGCGGUGUGCCCCAGGUUACGCUGCUGGUUGAUGACAGAGAUGGACCCCGGGGCUCUUAACUCUCACUUCUGUAGUCUCUCUCGUUGCAUCUUUACCUGAAUCAGUUUGAAAAUAAAGAAUUCUAAACUCAGAAAACCAACUAGUACCACUUAACCCGCUUUUUUGCAUUAAUAACUGUUUUGGCUCAGGAAUCAUAAAGCGAGGCCAUUACAUCACUGCUGCCUCAAAAUGCAGUAACCAUGGUUCACUUGGACUGUGUGUCUGAAGGUAAUGGAAAUGUUGCACUCAGCUCGGACGUGUCCUGGGAGGAGCUGACGUCUGCGGCAUCUUCUCCUGGCCACCUCUCUGGUGUCACAUGGCCUAACUGCUCAUCUGUCUCUCCCCCACCCAGCACGGCACAACGCUCCUCAUGGUCGCCUCCUAUGCUGGCCACAUAGGCUGUGUGAGGGAGCUCAUCCUGCAGGGAGCUGACAUCAAUCUCCAGAGAGAGUCAGGUACAACUGCCCUGUUCUUUGCUGCUCAACAAGGACAUAAUGAUGUUGUGAGAUUUCUCUUUGAAUUUGGAGCAUCCACUGAAUUUAGGACCAAAGACGGGGGCACUGCCCUGCUGGCCGCCAGUCAGUAUGGGCACAUGAAGGUGGUGGAGACCUUGCUGAAGCACGGAGCCAACAUCCACGACCAACUUUAUGAUGGAGCCACCGCACUCUUCCUAGCUGCCCAAGGUGGUUAUUUGGAUGUGAUUCGAUUACUGUUGUCCUCAGGAGCAAAAGUCAACCAGCCCAGGCAGGACGGCACGGCGCCGCUGUGGAUCGCGUCGCAGAUGGGCCACAGCGAGGUGGUACGGGUCAUGCUGCUGCGCGGAGCCGACCGCGACGCCGCCCGCCACGAUGGUACAACAGCAUUACUGAAAGCAGCCAACAAAGGGUAUAAUGAUGUUAUAAAAGAGUUGCUGAAAUUCUCACCCACCCUCGGUAUUUUGAAGAACGGGACCUCGGCACUCCACGUGGCCGUGCUCAGCGGAAAUAUUAAGGCAGUCGCGCUGCUCCUGGAAGCAGGGGCAGACCCAGCCCUGAGAAACAAGGCCAAUGAACUUCCGGCAGAACUAACCAAAAAUGAACGUAUAUUGCAUCUCCUCCGAAGUAAAGAAGGACACAGGAAGAGCUAACUUAGUUUCAUAUUCGACUGAAAGAUAGAAACCUUAAUCAUAUUGUCCAAAAAGAAAUUGCUUUUCAAAUAGUGUUGGAAAUUCCUAGAAGAAUGAAAACGCCCAGAAUGCCCAUGCUGGGUCCCUGACCAAGAAGAGGUGUGCUUUGUGCCCUGAGUCAAGAGCAGAGCAACUCAGGGACCCCUUCCUCUCAUGUAGUGGGCUUCUCACACUGACCUGUAGCCCCACUCCAGGGGGCCUGGCACGUUAGUGGAUUCCACAGAAACUCGUUUUAAACUACAUCAACUUGGGUCUUUCAGUUAAACUCUAAGACAGAGUUAAACCCUCUGUCUUAAAAAUAGAAACAGAAAGCUUUGUUCCUUUACUGAAAGUCUGACCUUCAUUGAAUUGGUGCACUUUUGCUUUUAUGUUAAAUGUAUGUGUGCUCAAAGAUAUGGCUCCAUCGUAUUUUACAUAUAUAUGUAUGUCAUUCCAGUGUAAAAUGUUCCCCUCUAUGAAUCAAUGAUGUAUAAAGGUAUAUUAUUGAAAAGCCACUUGUGACAUUCCACCAUGUGCUUUUCAAAGAUGGACUGUUGAACUAUAAAAAAAAGAAAAAUUGUUCAUUUUUACCUGGAGUCAAUGUUGUAGGUAUGAUAGGAUACAAGUGGCAAAUUUGGAGAUUCAGAAAAUUACAAACCACAAGAAAUGUAGGCUUGUCUCUUUGAACCAUUACUUUGGGUCUAUUGCUGGGAAUCUAUUUCCUGUGCUGUAACUAAGUAGACUUAAUAUGAUGUGGAAUCUUGAGCUUCCAACACCAAUUGCUCGAUACAAUGACUUUGGAGUCCUUGGAUAAAAUGUGAUAUAAUAUGUUGCUAUUACUAUUGCAGAAGUAUAAGUAAUAAAAGACUGUUACUAGUAUUUAAUAAGUGUUCAUCUAUGCGUGUUUUUGGGCUGAUUGAUUCCAAGAAAGAAACCUGGGUUUUGUUGAAUUAUUCCUUUGAGGGGGGUCAAAAUUUAUACUCAAUGCACUUUAUAAUCAAUGGUGUCUAAAUGCCUCAGUCAGUGCCUAAUUGCACACACAAAAAUUAAACCUUCUUUCUAUAAUCUACCAUAAUAAACACCGAUGGCAUUUUGUUAUUUAAACACAUCUUUAGUUUUCUUGUUCA
Molecule: messenger RNA, 2615 nt
Organism: Balaenoptera ricei (Rice's whale)
Lineage: Eukaryota; Metazoa; Chordata; Mammalia; Artiodactyla; Balaenopteridae
Gene: ANKRD29
Product: ankyrin repeat domain 29
Exons: 9
Coding region: 715-1470 (251 amino acids)
Biological process (GO): neuronal action potential; negative regulation of delayed rectifier potassium channel activity; protein localization to ciliary inversin compartment
Cellular component (GO): membrane; ciliary inversin compartment; synapse
Molecular function (GO): RNA binding; transmembrane transporter binding; RNA nuclease activity
Source: RefSeq, a predicted model, not a curated record